Messenger RNA from Pleurotus ostreatus (oyster mushroom), 1545 nucleotides. RefSeq lists its product as uncharacterized. NCBI's taxonomy places the organism in Eukaryota, Fungi, Basidiomycota, Agaricomycetes, Agaricales, Pleurotaceae. Gene Ontology annotation, biological process: intracellular protein transport. Gene Ontology annotation, cellular component: endomembrane system. Bases 1 to 1545 code for a protein of 514 amino acids. The record is from RefSeq and is a predicted model, not a curated record. The transcript has 4 exons. Gene Ontology annotation, molecular function: GTP binding; GTPase activity.
AUGGCGCAAUACUCCCAUUCGCCGCGCGCGACGCACUCUUCGUGCACAGCGUGCCUGCACGACUCGGAGCUCGGGCUCGACGCGCGGGUCGUGGUCAUGGGCAGCAGCGGUGCGUCCCCAUGUUCCUUCUUCUUCUUCUUCUUCUCCUCCGUCCGAGGGAGGCCCAGUUGCUCGUUGCUCGUUGCUCACGGAGAGCGCCGCGCAGGCGUAGGCAAAACCACCCUCAUCCGGCGAUACACAUACGCGCAAAAUGGCUUCGAAUUCGAGGAGGAGCCCCGCGGAGGGCCGACCACCGCGCCGUCGUUCGUCACGAAGAAGGCGCACGUCGGGCGCACGGUAGUCCGGCUCCAGCUCUGGGACACCCCCGGCCAGCUGCGCUUCCGCACCAUGGCACCUAUGUAUUACCGCGACGCCGAUGCCGCGCUCCUGCUGUACGACACCACUUCCCCCGCGACGUUUGACAGUAUCCGCGUCUGGCUCGAAGCUCUGAAGAACACGGCUCCGCACAUCCUGGUGUACGUCGUCGGGAUCACGCACCCGAAGCUGAAGGCGGGCACGAACGCACCACCACCACCAUCAUCAUCUUCAUCCCCAUCUUCCAUGGGCAUGGCCUUCAAUCACACGCACCUCACGCCCGAGCUCGCGCGGUGGCUAGUCAGCGCGUGGUUCCCACCUGCCAGCCCUGCUGCUACUCCCGCCGCCGCCGCCGCCCCGCCCCCGAGUCCCGCCGCGCGCCGCGUCGCCCGCUUCGCGUCGUACUUCCGGCUCCCGUUCCGCGCCCUCUCCGCGCCCGCCGCUCCCCCGGUGGACACGCCGGCCGACGCAGCGCAGCGCGCCAGGCCACGGCCACGACCGCGUGUGAGCUCUGCGUGCAGUCCCUCACCCAGCCCGCCGAUGGCGAUGGAGAUGGAGAUGGCGAUGUCGGUGCACAGCCCGCCCUUCUCCGCGUCGGCGAUGCUGCGGCAGCACGGCGCGCGGUGCGCGUCCCUCACCCAGAUGCGCCGCACGCAGUCCGAGCUGCUCCCCCACCGCGCGCCUGCCGCCCAGCGCACCGUCGAUGCGCUAGCGGCGACGUCGAAAUCCGUGUACCACUCGCGCUCCGUGUCCAGCCUCGCAUCGCUCCGAUACGCCGCCGCUGCCCCAGGCCCCGACGAUGAGGCCGCGAGCGAGGCGUUCUCGAAUAUCAAUAUUAAUAUUAAUAUUAACAGCCUGCCGAAUAAGAUAGAGUUCGUCGAAUGCGCGUUAGACGACAAGUGCGGUAUCGACGGGCUCUUCCAGCAUUUAUUAAGCAGCAUCGCCGACAGGGCACAUACCGACGCUGCCUCCUCCGAUGUGGUGUCUGUCAGCAGUCGGGGCUCGACCCCCUCGCCGCCGUCGACGCCGUUAUCGCGCUCGGUGCUCCACCCCUGCUACCCGCCAUCAGAAGCAGAAGCAGAAGCAGAAGAAAAGGAAAAAGAAAAAGAAAAAGAAAUACAGAACCACGACGACGACGACGACGAUGAUUAUUAUGCCCCAGAAGCGUUCCCUAGCUGGCGACCCUUCUAG